UUUCCCGCUCAUCUCCCCUCUCUCUCUCGCUCUCUCUCUCUCUCUCUCCCGCGCCCCAGCCCCCGCCCCCGCCCGGGUGGAGCCGCCAUGGGCGAGGAGGCUGUUUCCAACCGCCGCCGCUCGGCCCCUCGCUCCGCGCGAUAACCCCGCGGCGCCCGCGCCCUUUGACCUCCGAGGUGAGAGGUGACGCCGCCAUUUCGCCAGGCGGGAGAGUUGAGUGCGAGGAAGUCGGUGGCCGAGAGACUCGGCGGCUGCUCGCUGCCCCGCUCUGCCCCUCCCGCAAGGAGAUGUCCUCCUUCUCGGAAUCCGCGCUGGAGAAGAAGCUGGCCGAGCUCAGUAACUCUCAGCAGAGCGUGCAGACUCUGUCGCUCUGGCUCAUCCAUCAUCGGAAGCACGCCGGCAUUAUCGUGCACGUCUGGCACCGGGAGCUGAAGAUAGCUAAACCAAGCAGGAAAUUGACAUUCAUCUAUCUGGCUAAUGAUGUUAUUCAGAACAGUAAGAGGAAAGGUCCUGAAUUCACCAAGGCCUUUGAAGGAGUUCUAGUGGAUGCAUUUUCACAUGUUGCCAGAGAAUCUGAGCAAAGCUGUAAGAAGCAAAUGGAACGAGUUCUGAACAUAUGGCAAGAAAGAGUUGUUUAUGAACCUGACUUUAUUCAGCAACUUAAGUUAACUGUGGAUGAGUCCAGCAGUCCAGUUUCUGUAGACAAUGCUGGUUCUAAAGUCGCACACGGUCAUCCACCAUCUUGCCCAUCAUCCCGUGAAAGGCAGUCUCAAUCUAACAGAGUUCGUAAUAUUGAGAUUGUGAAAGGUCAUGAAUCAGCAACAUCUGACUCUACAUCCAGCAUCUCGUCUGAGGCCAGAUAUAUAGGAGAAGAGAAGCGAGCACCAAAACGUACCUAUCCCAUUGUUGAAGAUGAAGAAGAUGAUGAUUACAGAGUGAAUUUUUCCCCUAUUGAUACUGGCACAAGUCCAAUGUUGACUGAAAAUCUGAUUAAAGCUUUACAAGACUUGGAAAAUGCAGCAUCUGGGGAUGCAACUGUUCGUCAGAAGAUUGCAUCAUUACCUCAAGAAGUGCAAGACGUUUCACUCCUGGAGAACAUUGCAGAUAAAGCAGCUGCGGAAAGACUAUCAAAAAUCGUUGAUGAGGCUUGUUUGCUGUUAGCUGAGUAUAAUGGGCGUCUAGCAGCAGAACUGGAUGACCGACGGCAACUGGCAAGAAUGCUGACUGAAUACAUCAAUAGUCAGAAGGAGAUCCUGGGAGAGAAAGAGAAAAAGCUAGCGGAAUAUAAGCAGAAAUUGGCUCAAGUUACACAAGUUCGGAAGGAGCUGAAGUCUCAUAUCCAGAACUUGCCAGACUUAUCAUUGCUUCCAAAUGUUACUGGUGGUUUAGCACCACUGCCUUCUGCUGGUGACCUUUUCUCCAGUGACUGAACCUGUACAUUUGUCUCGAGUGUCAAACCACAAUACCUCCACUGUGUGCAACGUUUUGAUGGAGUGGACCUGGGAUAUACAACAGAACUAAAUCAGCAAGGCCAAACUUUUAAGGCACCUGUGUGCAAAAUGCAUUAGAGCUGUAGUAACCCUAACGUGAUGGCUUACAGCAGAUUGAAGAAUAUGGAGGAAAAUAAACACUAUUCAAAGUCACUGCUGUUCAUCUACAAGUUCCAAACACACUUCAAGUCUAAGAACAGGGAUGAUGGAAGCUCUAAUCAGGAUGUCAGGUGACAUCUAUUGCGAUAAUGUGAACCAAAUAAACAACAUAAGCUGUUUGCAUGAGUCCAUAGUACAGAACCUCCUUAUUUUAUCAAGCUUUAAUAUUUCAGGAAAUUGUUGGUAGUGAUGAUUGUGCAGCAUUGCUGGUUGCUUCUAUGCAUUUCUUAAUUGCAUCGAAAUGUGACAUGUUAAAUGCGAAUUUCACCUGAUUUACCAAUCACUUUGCCCUUUUAAGCAAAAUCAUUUACAUUUUUUUUGUGAAUGUCCCUCCAAUUAUAUGGAAACUCAAACUUUAACCAUGACUACUAGAUAACCUGCAAGUUUCUAACAUUCUGCUGGUGCUUUCAAAAAGCUACUCCUUCCAGUUUACAUUGAGAGCACAAACCCUUUCAUAUUUAAUUCAAACAUUGGCUAUUCAUAAAGAAAAUGCCAUUUCAUUGUUGAAAGUGUGACUACCAGUACAGGAUGAAGAAUUAUUUCAAGGCUUUCCCACUGGGGCUUUCAAUAAACCUGACAAUACUGCUAUGUCUUCAGUGACACAUUCUGACAGUGUUUCGGGCAUCAAGCAAUUUGUCGAGGUUAUUGCUGAAUUUGGUUUUGUACCGUGGGCUCAUAACUCUGCUAUGUUAACUAUAAUAAAGUCGGCUCCAUUUCAAGGUUUGUAUUGCAUGGCUGUACAUUAUGCUGUGUCCCACCUGUUUGAUGGAAUGGAGUUAAAUCAAUGUAAACCAAAUUGCUUUUUCAGUCAUUUAAAUCCAAAAAUUAUUUUUAAAAAUGCCAAUCUAAAUUAAAUCUUUUUAGUCAUAUAAACUAAAACUUGAUUUUAUCUUGUACCGGACAUAACUUUUUGGAAAUAAUCCUUAUUUUAAGUUUGAGCAUUUUUGAACCUGCUAUAUAGAAGCAUUGUAACCGAUGCUGAAGUUUAGCCCAUUACAGUAUGAAGUGCUGAGAAAACUUUUUUUUUUCGUCCUAACUUUUUAUUAACAAUUCGGUUAAAACCGUACUUGUAGAAAAGAUUUUAGCUGAGAAACACAUUAUUGCAAAGUAACAUAAUGCCAUGAUAAAUAUGCAAGCUUUUGCUUGAAUUCAAAUGGAUUAAAAGCUUGUACAUUUAAUGUUAAUUAUUUUCCCAUUGGAUUUAGCCCAGCAGUAACUGACAAUGAUUUAAGUUAAAAAAAAAAAAAUGUUCAUCCACCAUGGCCAGGUACUGUAAUAAAUUUCCUUAGUCAUGGCAACAUCACAAUCUUUACUGUUUGACGAUUGCUGAAGUUGUAUGAAUGCACUUAGAUGCAUCUUUAUUGGGUAAGAAACAUUGCACACAAAAUUGUGCAUGGUAUUUAACGCAUUUUACAUUUCAAGGGAAAAAGUGUCCAGAUUUUACAGUGUAGGUACUAAGAAGGACAGUAAUGGGAUAAAAUCUCUACAGAUAGAGAUUCAGAAGUAGUUACAUCUCAGAAGCUUCAAUAUUAGAAUGUAAACCUCAAGAUGUAACAGCUGACUCCAAGUUACAACUUUUACCUUCAGACAGUUGUUGCAUUAGUAUUGGGUUUGGAGGAUUUAAUUAAUUGAAUGGAGCCUUCCACUUCGCGUCUCGAUCAUCACUAAUCACCAUCUGAUUAGAUAUAUAAGCUGGAAACAUUUGUAAUACAGGAAUUUCUAUCUGGCAAUGAUGAAAAGUGCAGGCCACAGAGAAACUUGCAUUGAUUUGAGAAAAGAACAAAAUGCUCUGUGGAAUAUCGAAUUAGUCUGUACAGUUUACAUUUUGUUUGUGGAAACCGCUUGGGACUAUCGCACCACACAGACUACAUAGUAGUUCAUUUAUUUUAGAAAGGGCUAAAACCCUCAAGGUUUGACUAUCUAACAUCAGCUUGGGUAUCUUGAAAUAGUUCUUUUUCCUUAUGAUUGAAAGUUGAUAGUUUUCUGGAAAAUAGUUCCUGUCUUUGCAAUCAAUAUAAGGAUUAUAGUUUAACAUUUUAAAGUGUAUUCUUCAAAGAUCACUAAUUUCUAUGAGUAACCAAAUUAUUAGCAUUUGUAAUUUGUUCCAAGAACUUGUAUAUAACCUCAAUGUCUCCUUCACACACACAUACAUGCAAUAAUUUGUCAAACAUUCUGUCUAAAUAGUAACUUGAAAAUUAUGCUUGGUAAGGUUGAGGAUUAGUCAUUUUGCAAAAUCUACCUUCUCCUACUAAAUAGGAAAUUCUCAAAGGUAGUAUUUGCACAAUUUAUUCUGGGGAAGCCGAGUUACUGCUGUAUUUUCAAUAUUGGCAAAUAUGGCAAUUUUGCACAAGGUUGAGCAUCUGUCAGUGAAUGAUCUCUGUGUAAAUGCGUAAUAUUCUCAGGGGAAUUGCAUCUUUUUGUCUCCCAAAGCAAGUGUACUAUGUUGGAUUUAUCAUCUUUAUGGUCAGCUAUUUAUGGUUUCUGUUUCAAAUGAUUGUGUCAUGGUACCAAAUGUGGAAGGUUGUUUAAUGUGCAAUGAAAUGCAAAGCAAAUUGUAGUGUUAUCAUGUAAUGUAACACCCUCCAGAAUAUGCCUUGUCAGUACCAUGCAUAAUUUUCACAGGUCUUGUGAAAUGGAGCAUUCUGAAAAAGGUUAUUUGUUUAGUUUGUGGGAAUCUUCUCACCGUACAAAUGUGCAGAAACCUUUGAAUGUAUUUGUAAGAAGCCUUAAUAAAACUAGAAAUAUUGAUAGAAA
Leucoraja erinaceus (little skate) is the source of this 4403-nucleotide messenger RNA. It is a transcript of the gene rprd1b, whose product is annotated as regulation of nuclear pre-mRNA domain containing 1B. The transcript has 8 exons. Bases 288 to 1430 code for a protein of 380 amino acids. NCBI's taxonomy places the organism in Eukaryota, Metazoa, Chordata, Chondrichthyes, Rajiformes, Rajidae. Gene Ontology annotation, molecular function: RNA polymerase II C-terminal domain binding. Gene Ontology annotation, cellular component: RNA polymerase II, holoenzyme. The record is from RefSeq and is a predicted model, not a curated record. Gene Ontology annotation, biological process: mRNA 3'-end processing.